AUGUCUUCGGUCUGCAAGCCGUUGUCCAUGGUCUCACUAAUCUUCGUCGGAGCUUGUGGUGUCUUCAUCCUACUAGUUGCUCACAUUCGACGAACCUCACAACGGCAUGCAAACAAAAGCCUGCCCUUGCCUCCUGGACCGCCGCAGCUACCCAUUCUUGGAAAUCUGUUCAACAAGCCAGAGAAACCUUUCAGCUGGAUGAUUCAUUACCAAUGGAAGUACAAAUACGGACCAGUCGUGCAUUACAGAGAGGGAAGACAGUCCCACAUCGUCUUGACUACGGUCGAGGCGGCUCAUGACCUCUUGAACAAGCGAGCGAGCAACUAUUCGGGAAGGUCUUUCAGCCCUUACGCAGGAGAGCUCGUCUGUAAAAAAUAUAAUAUGCUCUUUCUACAAUACGAUGCUCAACUCCGGCUGCAUCAACGACUUCAUGUUCAAGGACUGAGCCCUCGCUCGGCGGCGUUGUACUAUCCCAUUAUCGAGCUGGAAUCGCUUCAGCUACUCAAUGAUCUGCUUUCAGAGAUAGGGGAGAAAAGUGGCGAAGAAAAAGAGGGAGCUGCUUUGGAUCCUCAUUGGCAUUUUCGACGCGCGGCAUCAAGCAAUGUGAGCGUGAUAGCUUGGGGCUACCGCCUUAUGAGGGGCAACCUCGAGCAUGAAGCACAGAUUGACUUCUUCGACAUUUGUCCGACCUCAGCAGUCUUGAAGUCCAUACCCCCAUGGUAUGAUACCUUCCCCUGGCUUAGGAAUCUUCCAUACACAAUCUCUCCGUGGAAACGAGCCGCAAAAAGUCUCUUCGAACGAGAGGAGGCACAUCACUUGGCGAACUUUCGCAGCGCCUUGAAGAGACCUGGUUAUAACCUCAGCAAACAAGUUGCCAGCAGCACCGACAGACUGGACACGGGGAUGAGCGAGACCGAGCAGGCGUGGGUUGUGGGGGCGUUGACUCUGGCCAAUGGUGAUACCAGCGUUGCUAUUCUCUGCUGGUUUGUCAUUGCCAUGUUGACAUAUCCACACUUUCUGCUCAAAGCGCAGGCCAUGAUUGACGAAAUCGUUGGGCACGAUCGCUUGCCCGUGUACGAAGACCGAGAGAAACUGCCCUACGUCGACGCCAUGAUUGAGGAAGUGUUGCGGUGGCGACCGAUCCUACCGGCUGGCAUGGACCAUGCAGCCGUCGAGGAAGAUGAGUACAAGGGGUACAAGAUCCCCAAAGGAGCUACGGUGAUUCCUUCUCAGUGGGCGAUCACUCGAGAUAAGGACGUGUAUGGCGCGGACUGCAAUGAUUAUAGGCCUGAGAGGUGGCUUGAAAGUAAAGAUUUGCCAAAGACUGCCUUUGGAUACGGGAGGCGACUUUGCCCGGGUAGACAUGUGGGCAGAGAAGGACUAUGGAUCUUGUUUGCACGGCUCAUCUGGGCGUUCAGGCUCGAGCAACCGACUGAUCCAGUCACUUUGAAGAAGCAGAUGAUUGAUCCGAUGUCUAUGCUGCCAAUGGGUAUUGUCAUUGGGCCUGAUCCUUUCGAGGCAUUGUUCACCCCUCGAGGCCCCUGGGUUGAAGACCUCGUACACAGCAAUCUCGAGAGCACAGAAAAGGAUGUUGGGAAAAUCAUGGAACAAGUGGAGGCCAUCAAAGGGUUGUAG
This is a messenger RNA of Colletotrichum orchidophilum, 1635 nucleotides long. RefSeq names its product cytochrome P450. The transcript has a single exon. The coding region runs from base 1 to 1635 and encodes 544 amino acids. Lineage: Eukaryota; Fungi; Ascomycota; Sordariomycetes; Glomerellales; Glomerellaceae. The record is from RefSeq and is a predicted model, not a curated record. Gene Ontology annotation, molecular function: heme binding; monooxygenase activity; oxidoreductase activity, acting on paired donors, with incorporation or reduction of molecular oxygen.